Caenorhabditis angaria is the source of this 471-nucleotide messenger RNA. NCBI's taxonomy places the organism in Eukaryota, Metazoa, Nematoda, Chromadorea, Rhabditida, Rhabditidae. The record is from the annotation of a GenBank genome assembly.
AUGUCUGCUUCAAACGUCCAAUCAGUCUCUCCAGAUAUGGAAAGAGUUUUGAAUAUGCUCAAAGUGACUACAAAGUUGCAAAAGACAGUGCCUAACCGUGCAUUGACCACAGAACAAUUGGUUAGUUUUUUCAUCUUCUUCUUUAUAAUUUUCUUAUGAACUAUAAUAUUCAAUUUUCAGGAAGUCAAAAUGUUCCUCAGCAACUUUGUCUAUACAAUGAUGAGAGAAAUCAUCGACCACGGAAUUGUUGAAGAGAAAAUGCAACUCCGAUUCUUGGACCAAGUUCGGCAAAUCAAAGAUUAUGUGCAAGGAAUUUUGUGCUCUCGGUCGUUUUUGGAACGUCAAACUCAUCUUUUUCAACAUCUUCCACUCUACCUUUAUCCAUUCAACGAUAAUUUGAAGAGGGAAUUGGAGGAAUAUAAAUACAGCGCUACUUAUAUCGCUGCAAUGCGAACUGUUGUAAAUUAUUAA